Molecule: messenger RNA, 595 nt
Organism: Momordica charantia (bitter melon)
Lineage: Eukaryota; Viridiplantae; Streptophyta; Magnoliopsida; Cucurbitales; Cucurbitaceae
Source: RefSeq, a predicted model, not a curated record
CAAAGACGAAAGCUCUUUUCUUUGCUGUGAAUUCGUGUUGGCAUUCGAUUUUGGAGGGUCUGCCUGUUGAUCCCAACGACAUGAGACGGAAGGGGUCGAGAGACGAUCGGGGUUACGGACCCACUGGCGGUGAUGGUGGACGGGGAGACAGAUGGGGUCACGGACUGAGUGGCGGUGAUGGUUCUAAACCAUUUGCCAUGGAUUGUGAAGCCACUGAUGGCAUGAACAUUGAUCCUUCGGAUUUAGGAGUGCAUCAGAGAGAAACAAUGGUUUGUGAUCACGAGGGGGAGCAACUUGAAUCGGAACCGACAUCGGGUGGAUAUCGGGCACUAGGACAGGAGCAACAUGCACGUGACUUGUUGUGCAAGCAAGACGUGCCUGAAGAGGACGUGUAGGAGGAGGGUAAGGAAACCGAAGAUGCGCGUGGCGAGGAAGGUGUGCAUGUACCCAGGGCGAAGAUGCGCGUGGUGAGAAUGCCCCUCUUGAACAUGCUCUCAGCGAGUGCACACUAGUUGAACGUAUCAUCAUCAAUUCACAUUACUCCGAGUCAUCCGUAGACGAGGAUCAACAUGCAGACGAUUUCACCAACUCGUAU